Trematosphaeria pertusa is the source of this 1338-nucleotide messenger RNA. RefSeq lists its product as uncharacterized. The coding region runs from base 262 to 1248 and encodes 328 amino acids. The transcript has a single exon. The record is from RefSeq and is a predicted model, not a curated record. NCBI's taxonomy places the organism in Eukaryota, Fungi, Ascomycota, Dothideomycetes, Pleosporales, Trematosphaeriaceae.
CAUGAGAAAUGCGGGGUCGUGUUCAGGCACCCAAUUGCAUGAUUUUCAUCAUCACCUCGUUCCUCGCAGUGUUUCACAUUCGACCAAUUGGUGGUCAGCUACGGAAAGGCCAAGCCGAGGCUUAGCCUUCAGGAUUGCACGCCUCGCCGCACAGCUAGGCAGCAUUCUUUCAUAUCUCGGGGCCCAAGGCCGCAGGUCACAGGUCACUUUCACGCAGCCCUCUCGAAGCGAUCUUUCUUUCAUUCCAAGAUUGCUGGUCGCAUGUUCUUUCAUCUCCUCCAUCUUUACGAUAACAUGAAUUUCUCAACACGAGCCCUCCCGUAUAAAUCCCACCCGUUGUACAAACUGCGGAUUGCGACAUUGAUCACGGCAGUUGUGGGCUCCUUCCUCAAUAUCUUUGCCAUAUUGGGUCUUAUUUACAACGAUUCUGACAGAAUCCCCUACUUUUUGUUUAGCUUCGUGCUCCUCUUCAUUUCCCUCACAUUCGUCCUACACGAUUUGAACACCUAUGCCGCCUCCAGAGCCUCGAACGGCCCAGCCCAAGCCCAUGGCAGUAAAAGUGCCCCGGAACCGCAAUUACAGCCUCGCCCUGCGGAAGACCCGGAGUGGCCAUCGAAGCGCCUGGUCAUCACCGACCUUGUUCUAGCUAUUCUCCUUCAAUGGCUAUUUUGGGUGGCUUUCUUUGCGAUCGUCAGUGGCUACCACCGAUAUUAUCGCUCCGGCUCCGAGACGAUCGAAGCGUACGCGAACUUGGCGAACUUUGCGGCUAGUAUCGAGCACGCCAUCGCCUUCUGGAAAGAACUGCUUGCGAGGAAGAGGGCUGCGUGGCAACGGGACGCCGAGGCGAGGCCCUGUGAGGGCUGCGGUCACGUCAACCAUGCCGCGACAGAAGCAUCUCAAUCAGCCGCGGCAACUGCACCAGCGCAUGGUGAAGUCGGAUUAGCAGGACCAUCGUUCUUGGGACACUUCGGCAAGGGAAAUAUCACACUUCCGAAGUGGGCAAGAGGGCCCAAUGCUGGUCCAUACAAGGAUGAGGAGAGGGAUAUCGAGAACGAAGCUGCGGAAGCAACGGCUGACGAGCCCUUGUUGGUCACGCCGGAUGAAAGCACAGCGGAGGCUGGUGGACCAUCCGGGAGUAGCCAGGGGUAUGGAACACUCGACCAGAGUGUUGAGAGUGUGGGAAGUGUGCCGGAGACUGUUGUCAGGAAGAAAGACAAAGGGAAGAAGAGACAAAUUGAGGUUGAGUAGACGUGUUGGCGAUCGGGUUGUCGUGUAUGAGCUGCGCGCACUCGGACUUCUCGAAAAAGGCACAUCUUAUUGCCUUUGGUCCAGCUUCUG